ACGUUGAAUUUUUGUUGGAAAGGCAUCAGAAGCAGCCUGAGCAAUAGACAAAAAUGGUUCAACAAUCCGUUUCACUCUUAUUCUGUGCCCUUUUGGCCACCAGCCUAACUUUUGAGACAUUAGCUCAUUCACUUCUGGGAGCCGGAAAUUAUGCUGCAGGUUACGGUUAUGACGGUUUAGGAUAUGAUGGUGUGGGAUAUGAUGGAUUAGAAUACGCUGCAGCUCCAAUUGCCUCUGCUCCUCUUGCUGCUGCUCCUCUUGCUGCUGCUCCUCUUGCCGCAGCUCCUCUCGCCGUAGCUCCUCUCGCCGCAGCUCCUCUUGCCGCUGCUCCUCUUGCCGCAGCUCCUUUUGCCGCAGCUCCUCUUGCCGCUGCUCCUCUUGCCGCAGCUCCUAUUGACGCAGCUCCUAUUGCCGCUGCUCCCUACGCCGCUGCCCCUCUUGCCGCUGCACCUUUUGCUGCUGCUCCUUAUGAUUUUGGAUAUGAUGGUUUAGGAUAUGAUGACUUCGGAUAUGAUGGUUUUGGCUAUGGAUACAAAGCUCCUUUCGCUGCAGCUCCCUAUGCCGCAGCUCCUCUUGCCGCUGCUCCCUAUGCCGCAGCUCCUCUAGCUGCAGCUCCCCUUGCCGCAGCUCCCUACGCCGCAACUCCCUAUGCUGCAGCUCCCUAUGCCGCAGCUCCCUAUGCCGCUGCUCCUCUUGCCGCAGCCCCAAUUGCAGCUGCUCCAAUCGCCGCAGCACCUGUUGCUCUAGCUCCUGCUCCUGCUCCAGUGGCUAUAGCAGCAGCUCCAUCUCACUACAUCGACGAGGCAAUCCACGGUGAAUCGAGUCUUUCGGGACAGACCAAUACUGCUUUGAAAAAAGUAUCAAACUAUUUGGCUUCCAGAAGAGACAAUUUUUAAAAUGAAAAAUGUGUAACGAUAAUAUAAAAUAAACUUGCUCAAUCUAUUAUAAA
This is a messenger RNA of Sitophilus oryzae (rice weevil), 949 nucleotides long. Its product is annotated as calphotin-like. Gene Ontology annotation, molecular function: structural constituent of egg chorion. NCBI's taxonomy places the organism in Eukaryota, Metazoa, Arthropoda, Insecta, Coleoptera, Curculionidae. Gene Ontology annotation, biological process: multicellular organism development; chorion-containing eggshell formation. The record is from RefSeq and is a predicted model, not a curated record. Gene Ontology annotation, cellular component: egg chorion. The transcript is spliced from 2 exons. Bases 54 to 896 code for a protein of 280 amino acids.